Messenger RNA from Ananas comosus (pineapple), 1729 nucleotides. RefSeq lists its product as uncharacterized. NCBI's taxonomy places the organism in Eukaryota, Viridiplantae, Streptophyta, Magnoliopsida, Poales, Bromeliaceae. Bases 25 to 1416 code for a protein of 463 amino acids. The transcript has a single exon. The record is from RefSeq and is a predicted model, not a curated record.
UUGGUUUCGGGUUCUGAUCCGGCCAUGGAAGCAUCAGAUCGGGAUCAUGAGGCGUGGCUAAAUUCGGUGAAAAGCCAAAUAGAGGCGGAAAACAACACAAGGUGGCAUGCGGACGCAUUUUUUGACAAGCUUUUCGGAAGAGAAGACGCUGCUAAAAUCUGCCAGCCCGACAAAGAGACGGACGGGGUCCGGGCGGUCACGAUCGGGCCAUACCACCGCUACCCCCAGGAUCAGGUGAUAUUCGACGACGAGUACAAGUGGGCAGUCACUAGGUAUAUCGCCAGGCGGUGGGCCCAUUUCGACUCCAGCAUUUAUCUCCAGGCGAUGGCGGAGAUGGAACUGGAUGCUCGCCGUUACUACGCGUACGACUUCCACGAGGAAAUUGGCAGCUAUGAUUUUCUGGUGAUGCUGCUGCUCGACAGCGCCUUCAUACUGUUCGUGCUGGACGCGGUGGGCAACAAAGAGCUACUCUACUCCGGCAAUGAUCCCUUUGGCUACGGGACUUUGUUAUUGAAGGUACAGGAUAGUAUUAUGGAGAUCAAAAUCGACCUUCUGAGACUCGACAACCAGAUCCCUUUCUUUGCUGUCGAGCAGCUGUACGUGAUCAGUCAUUGCGGCAAACCCGACUACCACAACGACUAUCUGCAGGAAAAGUUCAGAAAUCUUGUGCUGUCGGGCUUCAAAGAUCUCUAUCCCAAGAGGGAAAAGGGAAGGAGAAUAAACUUCGAGGACACUGAGUUCGAUCAUCUGCUGCACCUCUUCCACUGGUCGCGGGUACCAGAGGACAAAUACCUAAGUGGCUCCGCAAUGAUGCGACGAACGGAGGAUAGGGUGCUGUACAUUCCCAGCGCUACGGAGCUGCAAAAAUGUGCCAUGACUUUCCGGAGGAAAGCAUCUGGUAGCUUCCUGGACGUCAUGUUCCAGGACAGUUUGACCAAGAUAUGCGGCGAGAUGAGUAUCCCCACCGUGUACCUUGACGAUUAUAGCAAAGAACUCUUCCGCAAUCUCAUCGCAUUCGAGAUGAACUCCAACGAAAAUGGGCGCUGCGUGAUGGCCUACUGCAAGUGCCUGUCCCACAUUCUGCAGCGUGAGGAUGAUGUAAAGCUGCUCAGGGACGAAGGGAUAGUGGCGAGCACGAGCUACAAGGAUGCCGAUGUCAUCGAAUUCUUUGAUCACUUCAACAAGCAGGUCGAGCAUCAGAGUAUGCCCGUAGAUCUGUACGAUCUGUAUGCCGAGGUUAGGAAGCAUCACAAGAGACGGAUCAGCAACUAUUACGGUAGGAUGAAGCUCCAGUACUUCCCCAACUGGUGGGUCUGUCUUUCGAUCGUCGCGGGUAUCGUACUCUUUCUUUUCACACUCCUGCAGACCAUAUAUUCCCUGCUUGGCUAUUAUAAACCUUUCAGCACUACUAAAUAAACUAAAAAACUCAGCAUAUUCGAGGGCAAAAAAAAAAAAAAAAAAAAUCCAGCGAACAGUUUUAAAAAGUCCAAGAAUAAUCCCAUUCAUGAAUAAUAAUGAUGAUGAUGAUGACCACGAUGGUAUUGGUGACAAUAACAAUAAAUAAUCGUGCACUGUACUUUCUUACUUCUCUUGGUUUCUCUUUGGUGCCGUAGUGAGAUUGUAUGGCUGCUUAAAAAUUUUCAAUUUUAUCUACAAAUACUCUAUGUAAUAUACGCUUACUAUUGAUUUGAAGGCUUUGUGAUAUUUCUACCAAUAACUCAGUUGAGCA